GGCAGUCACUCACAGUAGCACAACUCUCCAAUUGCGCAUUCACCAUGUUGUACCUUGUGGGACUCGGCCUCGCCGAUGAGACUGACAUUACUGUCCGCGGUUUGGAGGUGGUCAAGAAGGCCGAACGGGUCUACCUUGAGGCAUACACGGCAAUUCUCCUCGUGGACAAGGAGAAACUAGAAGCUUUCUAUGAACGUCCUGUUAUCGAGGCAGACCGUGAGAAGGUCGAGAGCGCUAGCGAUGAGAUUCUCGCCGACGCCGACAAGGUUGAUGUUGCCUUCCUGGUUGUUGGCGACCCCUUUGGCGCCACCACACACACCGAUCUAGUCCUCCGGGCCCGCGAACUGGGCAUCGAAUCCAAGGUCAUCCCCAACGCGUCCAUCAUGUCCGGUAUCGGCUGCACGGGCCUGCAGCUGUAUAACUUCGGUCAGACGGUUAGCAUGGUUUUCUUCACCGAGAACUGGAAGCCCUCUUCCUACUACGACCGGGUUAAGGAGAAUGUCCAACUGGGUCUGCACACGCUGGUGCUGUUAGAUAUUAAGGUCAAGGAGCCGUCGCUCGAGAACAUGGCUCGGGGACGUCUCGUCUACGAGCCUCCGCGUUACAUGACUGUCGCACAGUGUGCCAGUCAGAUGCUGGAGACCGAGGAGGAGCGCCAGGAGGGCAUCUUCGGGCCGGACAGCCUGGCUGUCGGCGCUGCUCGUGUGGGAGCAGCGGACCAGAAGCUGGUGGCGGGUACCCUGAAGGAACUGGCGGAGGUGGACAUGGGACGGCCUCUCCACAGCUUGGUGCUGAUUGGCAAGAGAGCGCACGACCUGGAGAAGGACUACAUCCAGCAGUUUGCCGUCGACCAGGCCACCUUCAACGACAACUGGCAGAAGGGCGGAUACGGCAGCAUGUAAAGCCAGCUGCAGAGAACGAAACGAGCCCAAACGAGAUGAAGAUUCAUCACGCCAAAAUGAACAUUGCUAAUGAACCACAUGCAUAAACCCGAAACACCCAAAGCCAAAGCCAUGCCAUGCCUUGCCAUAUACCAUAGCCACAUAGCCAAAUCAU
Molecule: messenger RNA, 1056 nt
Organism: Aspergillus sclerotioniger CBS 115572
Lineage: Eukaryota; Fungi; Ascomycota; Eurotiomycetes; Eurotiales; Aspergillaceae
Gene: dph5
Product: diphthine synthase
Exons: 3
Coding region: 45-902 (285 amino acids)
Biological process (GO): protein histidyl modification to diphthamide
Molecular function (GO): diphthine synthase activity
Source: RefSeq, a predicted model, not a curated record